Hordeum vulgare subsp. vulgare (domesticated barley) is the source of this 2110-nucleotide messenger RNA. Its product is annotated as polyamine oxidase 5. Gene Ontology annotation, molecular function: polyamine oxidase activity. The transcript has 10 exons. The coding region runs from base 487 to 1965 and encodes 492 amino acids. The record is from RefSeq and is a predicted model, not a curated record. Gene Ontology annotation, biological process: polyamine catabolic process. Gene Ontology annotation, cellular component: peroxisome. Lineage: Eukaryota; Viridiplantae; Streptophyta; Magnoliopsida; Poales; Poaceae.
CAGACCCGCACCGCACCAACCAACCCGACGCAACCCGACCCGUCUCGGCCAACCGUGCACCUCCCGCACUCUCCCUCCCACCCACGCACGCACCCUCGCGCGCUCUCCUCCUCCACCACCACCUCACCCGUCCGGGCUCGGCGGCGUGGCUCCGCAGGAAGGGAUCGCCGGUGCGGGCGUCACCGGUGACGGGCCGUUUUGGGUAUGAGAGGGGACCUCCGCGAGGCGCCGAGCACCACCACCACCACCGCAGCAUCCAGCGUCGACGUCGGCGGCCCCAUGGACGGCCUCCUCGUCUUCGUCUUCUACCUCUCGCUUCCUAUACGUGGCGCCCGCGACCACUCCUCCUCCCUCUCCUCUAAUUGCUAGCCUCCCGCCCGGAUCGAUCUCUUUCCCACUCUGUCUCUGUUUCGAUUCGACUCGAUCCUCCUUCCCGCCGCCGCCGUCGCCGUCGCGCUGCAGCUGGGCUCGUCGGUCUGACCGAGGAUGGACCAGCCGCCGAAUGGCUUCGCCGCAGGAGGUCUCUUCGUUCAACACAUUGAUGGGCAAAAUGCUUCUCCCCCUUCUGUAAUUGUGAUUGGUGGAGGGAUUUCAGGCAUUGCAUCUGCUCGUGCAUUGUCAAAUGCUUCAUUUAAGGUCACACUGUUAGAGUCGCGGGAGCGACUUGGUGGCCGUGUGCAUACUGACUAUUCUUUUGGCUGCCCAAUUGACAUGGGAGCAUCUUGGUUGCAUGGUGUUUGCAAUGAGAAUUCUUUGGCGCCAUUGAUUAGGCUUCUUGGGCUUAGAUUAUAUCGCACCAGUGGUGAUAACUCUGUGCUUUAUGACCAUGAUUUGGAGAGCUACGCGCUCUUUGAUAAAGAUGGUCGUCAAAUUCCCCAGGAGAUAGUAACCAAAGUUGGGGAAAUAUUUGAGCAGAUUCUGAAGGAGACGGUGAAAGUUAGAGAUGAAUAUGCGAACGACAUGCCUCUUGUUCAAGCCAUCUCAAUGGUGCUUGACAGAAAUCCACAUCUAAAGCUUGAGGGUUUGCAAUAUGAAGUACUGCAGUGGUGCAUUUGUCGAUUGGAAGCAUGGUUUGCCACAGACGUGGAUAAUAUAUCUUUGAAAAAUUGGGAUCAGGAACAUGUUCUUACUGGUGGACAUGGGCUUAUGGUGAAUGGCUAUGACCCUGUUAUCAAAGCUCUCUCUCGAGAUCUUGAUGUCCACCUUAACCACAGGGUUACCAAAAUCAUCCAGCGGUAUAAUAAAGUCAUUGUAUGCGUGGAAGACGGGACAAGUUUUGUUGCAGAUGCCGCUAUCAUAACUGUCCCUCUCGGUGUACUCAAGGCAAACAUCAUCAAGUUUGAACCUGAGCUCCCAGACUGGAAACUAUCAGCAAUCUCUGAUCUUGGUGUUGGUCUCGAGAACAAGAUAGCCCUUCGGUUCAACACAAUAUUCUGGCCCAAUGUAGAGGUACUGGGCAGGGUUGCCCAAACAUCAAAUGCAUGCGGCUACUUUCUUAACCUUCACAAAGCCACAGGACAUCCAGUCCUUGUAUGCAUGGUGGCGGGCAGAUUUGCAUACGAAAUGGAGAAGCUAUCAGACGAAGAAUCCGUAAACUUUGUCAUGUCACAGCUCAGGAGAAUGCUACCAGGGGCCACCGAGCCGGUCCAGUAUCUGGUUUCACGGUGGGGAACUGACCCCAACUCCCUCGGCUCCUACUCGUGUGACUUGGUCGGAAAACCAGCUGACUUGUACGAAAGAUUCUGCGCUCCGGUGGGCAACAUGUUCUUCGCCGGGGAGGCCGCCUGCAUAGACCACUCUGGGUCUGUGCACGGGGCGUAUUCGUCAGGUAUCGACGCUGCAGAGGACUGCCGAAGGCGCCUCUCGACGCAGCUCGGUAUCUCUGACCUGUUCCAGGUCGGGAAGAUUGUGAUGAGGGAGGAGAUGACUGAAGUCAUGGUCCCCCUCCAGAUAUCCAGGCUGUGAAAGGAAGGAAGAACAAGCCUGUCUACUAUUCGACACGUGUUCUGUUAACAUCGUAGCUGUAAUUUACCUCUGAAACUGUACAAUUUCCCAGUGUCUGAUCUAUGAUGUAUCUCUGAAUAACAUGCGGACUUUCCCUCUGAUUUCA